AAUGGUUGUUUGGACACUUAAAACAUGGCUCGGUUUUGGACUUGGAAUUCUUUCAUUUUCUGGCUUGAUUGUCAAUCUGCUCGUUGUCAUUCCCGUAUUUCGAUUGGCAUUUCUACAAAACAAGAGUCCGAUUUAUGUGAUUUCUUUCAUAAAUAUCGUUACCGACAUUGUGAAUGUUUUGAUGGCUACAUGCUACCUGGCACCGUCAAUUAUGUUUGAGACUUAUUUCUUCACUGAAAAUAAAACCGCAACUAUCCCAAAAUUGAUGGGAUCUACAUUCAUGUUCUGUUGGUAUCUAACAUCAAUCACUCAAAUUGUAAUGGCUGUGAAUCGUGUUAUUGUGAUUUGUUUUAGAAGAAGUGACCUUUUCACUCGAACAAAUAUAUGCAAAUUAUUUUGCAUCAUCAUUCCAUUCUGUUUCUUCUUAAUGUAUAUGGCUCAAUAUGGAACUCCCUGCUGCUUUUUUGUUUUUGAUCACGUGGUUCUGUCGUACUCCUACAACCAAAUAGAUGGUCUUGACAAUUAUCCAAAUAUGUUCAUAGAUCUUCCAUUGAAUACUACUAGUUCGACAAUUGCUACAAUUUGUUAUGCUAUGAUUGUCUGGACGGUUCGGCAAUCAACAAAAGGAAUUGCUUCCUCUUUAUCUACUCAACCUGGUAGAAGGUCUAGAAAAAACAGAGAAGUGACUUACGCAAUGCAAUUCUGCUUUAUCUCAAUGUUCUAUACUUUCUCUUGGAUAACAUUCCGUGUUUUCCCAAUUGCAAUUGGCGAUAGAGGACUUGAAUGGUUCAUUUGUAUCUCAGCUGCCGUAACCAUCAACAGUAGUGCAAAUGCUCUUGUGUAUCUUAUCAGCAAUCAAGAAGUAUGGCGAAAUUUGAAAUCGAGUGGCUUGAACAUUUUCAACCGUGCGGCAAACUCAUCGGAUGUUGGAAACAACUCUACAGAUGGUCACAGCGUUGUCAGAAACAGUCAUAACACAAACACAAAUACCAAUACUUCUAAAUAUUGAAGAUAUUCAGAUCUCCGGAAAAUAUUAUAUUCUGUAUUUUUGUCCGGAUAACUUUAUUCUACUUAAUCAAU
Caenorhabditis elegans is the source of this 1080-nucleotide messenger RNA. It is a transcript of the gene srx-2, whose product is annotated as 7TM GPCR serpentine receptor class x (Srx) domain-containing protein. The record is from RefSeq and is marked reviewed. NCBI's taxonomy places the organism in Eukaryota, Metazoa, Nematoda, Chromadorea, Rhabditida, Rhabditidae. The coding region runs from base 2 to 1009 and encodes 335 amino acids. The transcript has 6 exons.